Merops nubicus (carmine bee-eater) is the source of this 2060-nucleotide messenger RNA. Its product is annotated as interleukin-1 receptor-associated kinase-like 2. The record is from RefSeq and is a predicted model, not a curated record. NCBI's taxonomy places the organism in Eukaryota, Metazoa, Chordata, Aves, Coraciiformes, Meropidae. Gene Ontology annotation, biological process: signal transduction; protein phosphorylation. The transcript is spliced from 12 exons. The annotation marks the transcript as partial. Gene Ontology annotation, cellular component: plasma membrane. Gene Ontology annotation, molecular function: protein binding; ATP binding; protein kinase activity.
CCUCCUAUGUGAUAACUGAUCAAACAGAGCUACGGAAAAUCAAGUGCAUGGAGAAGACGGGGAUCAGCAUAACCAGGGAGCUGAUGUGGUGGUGGGGAGUGAGGCUGGCGACGGUGCAGCAGCUGCUGGACCUGCUGCAAGGGCUGCAGCUGUACCGCGCGGCGCAGGUCAUCCUGGACUGGACAUCUGCAUUUAGUACUACCAAUGCUGAAAAAGAAGAGCUGGUAGAGCCACCUAAACAGGAGAAUGUAUCCUUAACUCCCACAGAAAACAAAAAGAGAGAGAGAGACAACGAGAUAAGUCUGUUGCCAUCACCAGACUCUUCACAUCUGGGGGUACCACCAGCAGGGUGUGUUCUCAGAGCUGUUAUUUCAAUUUCAGGUCCUGUUUCUGACGUUUUGUAUUUGCUCCCUGGUCCACCACCUCCCCCAAGAGACCUCCUGAAAUCCUUACAGUCAAAUCCUCCCGUCUCGUCGAGCGUGAAGCCUUGCAGCUUUUCUGCUCCUCAGCAGGAGACAAUGACUGAUCUCCCCAGCGGGAGUCUCCUGUGGACCCAGAAGGAAGUUACUAGUGCCACAAAUGGUUUCAGUGACAAGAGCAGAAUUUGUGAAGGUACUUUUGCAGAUGUCUACAGAGGUCAGAGGAACAACAUGGUGUAUGUCAUCAAAAGGCUGAAAGAGGUGGAAUGCACGAGCCCAAACUCCACACAAAGGUUCUUUCACACAGAAGUACAGAUUUGCUUUCGGUGUUGUCACAUCAACAUCUUGCAGCUGCUGGGUUUCUCAGUAGAAACUGGAUUGCACUGUCUGAUAUAUCCAUACCUGCCCAACGGAUCCCUCCAAAACAAACUUCAGUGUCAAGAUGGCUCUGCUCCACUGAGCUGGGAGAUGAGAAUUGCCAUUUCCACAGGACUCAUCCGAGCUGUAGAGUAUUUACAUAACUUUGGAAUUCUUCAUGGGAACAUCAAAAGCUCAAAUGUCUUGUUGGAUGAGAACUUUACACCAAAGCUUGGACAUUCAGGUCUGCGACUCUAUUCUGCUGAUAAAAAAUCAGAAUAUGCUAUGGUGAAAACCAAAGUCCUGCAAGCCUCUCUUACUUACCUGCCAGAAGAUUUUAUCAGACAUGGGCAGCUAACAGAAAAAGUUGAUGUAUUCAGCUGUGGUGUGGUCUUAGCAGAGAUACUGACGGGGGUUAAGGCUCUGGAUGAAGGAAGACAUCCUAUCUAUCUGAAAGAUAUGAUUGCUGAUGAAAUUCAAAUAGCAAAAGAAAGCUCCUGCUCCAAAGUGAAAAGCUGUGAAAAGCUAGCUGCCAAGGAGAUCUGCCACAAGUAUCUCGACAGGAAUGCAGGACCCUUGCUGGAGGGAGCUGGUGUUGAUUUUGCCUCUGCCAUCUGCCUUUGUCUGAGGAAGAAGAACUCUAACAUAGCAGAGGUGCGUGAAGCUCUGGAGACGGCUGAAAAUAAGUUAAGAGAGCAUUCCAUCUGUGGAGGCAGCACGUCUGGCUUCUCCACGAACACUCCAGAAGAAACAGAUGAUGAGACAACCAGUCUGAGCGUGGACGUGCCCUCGGCAGGGGGGGGCAGGGAGGACAGCACGCAGGCAGCGGUGCUGGCGGGCGCCCGGCCCUGCACGGCCCUGGCAGGAGCUGUGCCACCUGACACCUGCUGUGCCCAGGAGUCGAGGGUCCCUUGUGAAUCCGACGAGUCAAGUAGUUUUAUAUGGAAUCCUUCAGAAAAAUCCAUAGAUGAGCUUUACAGCAAGAGCUGUAACAUCUCAGACAAUACGGCAGGCUCUGGCUGCAAGCAGGAGAAAGCUGGGAAUGCACUCCAGGAAAGAAGUGCAGCCUGUGCCAGAAGUGGUGACAUCCCAGCAGCAGCAUCCUCUGCACAGAGCACCCUUCUGCAAAAUACUGCAGACCUGGACUCCUCGUGUUCUUCACAAGCAGUAGCCAGAGAGACAUCUUGGAAAAUAAAGAUAAAUGAUCAAAAAAAGAAGCUCAUGGAAAAUAUUUUGCUGUAUGAAGAAGACAAAAUAAACAGUUCUGAACUUUUUGAGUCAUAA